Penicillium soppii is the source of this 1602-nucleotide messenger RNA. Its product is annotated as cytochrome P450. NCBI's taxonomy places the organism in Eukaryota, Fungi, Ascomycota, Eurotiomycetes, Eurotiales, Aspergillaceae. The coding region runs from base 1 to 1602 and encodes 533 amino acids. The record is from RefSeq and is a predicted model, not a curated record. The transcript is spliced from 2 exons. Gene Ontology annotation, molecular function: heme binding; monooxygenase activity; oxidoreductase activity, acting on paired donors, with incorporation or reduction of molecular oxygen.
AUGAUCGCUAUGUUGUCAGCUUUCUCAGCUGCGCCAUAUGCAGUUGGGCUAGGCUUGUUUCUUGCUGUUUAUUUCCUCGUACUUCCUUAUGUGGAAUAUCUCCGUGACCCCAAGGGUUUAAGGAGAUACCCUAAUCUCACACCUUUCUCCGGAUUUUCAGCAGUUCCAUUCAUGAUCAUGGCUUCGCGGGGUUUCCGAUCAAUGGAACUGACCGAGUUGCAUAAAAAGAACCCCGUCAUCCGAACAGGGCCGAAUCAGCUGUCUUAUGGUGAUGUCAAGGCCAUUAAGGACAUCUAUGGCCAUAAUACCAAGUGCAUCAAGGACCCUUCUUAUGUGAUCACAUCUGGAACCCACUACAAUCUGGCAGAUGUUGUGGAUAAGCCAGACCAUGCCCGAAAGCGCAAGGUCCUUUCUUCCGCAUAUGCACUCAAGAAUCUGGAGACGUGGGAAUACAAAGUGACCGACAAGGUCCAAAGAAUGUUCAAACACUUUGACCAAGUCUGCACCGCGCCUGCAUCUGAGGACGUAUCAUCUGGGAAAACAGCCCCCGACCAGAAAGACCUCACGCUUGAUCUCCGAGCCUGGACCAACUUCUUCACCCUCGAUGCAAUUGCCGACAUUGGUCUGUCUGAGAAGUUGGGCUUCUUGGAUUCCGGUACCGAUGUUUGCAUUGCCGAAAGGAAAGAUGGCUCUACUUAUAAAACCAACUUGCGCGAAGCCCUCUAUCCUACAGCUCGAAAGCAAUCCCUAAUCCUCUGGAACUAUCAAUGGUACCCAGUUGUCAACAGGCUAGUAAAUAUCAUUCCAUUCUUUCGCCGUAUGCAAACCUCCGCCGACAACUGGGAGAACAUUAUGUGGCGCCGAGCCAGCGAAAGAUUGCGGCGCUACGAGGCCGGUGAAAAGCUGGAGGACUUCUUUCAGGCUCUUAUGGAAGACAAGAAUGGAAAUGCCAACAACCUCGAAUGGGGCGAGGUCGUUGCCGAGUGCAACAUCAUGAUGAACGCUGGCAGUGUGACUACCGCAGUUGCCAUCGCGAACGUUAUGUACCAGCUGCUCCGCAACCCUCGAACCCUAGCCAAGCUCCGCGAGGAACUUGAUGCCGUUUUGGAUGAAGACGAAGUUGUGGCCGAUUAUGACAAAGUCAAGCAUCUGCCUUACCUCCGCGCCUGCUUGGAUGAAUCCCUACGAAUCUUCCCGCCGACUUCUCACGGUCUUCCUCGCGAGACACCCCCUGAGGGUACAAACAUUCUCGGAGAAUGGGUGGCUGGUAACACUACAGUCAGUAUGUCUGCUCUCGUGGCACACCGUGACGAGAGUGUCUUCCCCAACGCGGACCAGUAUAUUCCUGAGAGGUGGCUUGGAGAAGAGGGCAAGGCUUUACAACCGUACUUGAUUGCCUUCUCUGCUGGUGCCCGGUCUUGCAUUGGUCGCAAUAUCUCGUACCUGGAGCAGACUAAGGCCAUUGCUUCUAUGGUGCAUCGAUACGACUUUGCUUUGUCACACCCUGGCUGGGAGCUGAAGCGACUGGAGACAAUGAAUUUGAUUUUGGGUGAUAUGCCGGUGAAAAUUUGGCGUCGUGGUUUGGGUACAGCUGAAGCAUAG